AUGUUCUUCCACGUCUUUGCGGUUGCCGCGCCCGUCAAACGAGCGGCCGCGGAAGUGGGGCCGUGCGCGCUCGUGCAGACGCCGUUCACCCGCCCAGACUUUGGCGACAGCAAUUGCGCCGAAUACUUGAACCUGCCGCUCUCGUCGCCACCCAACUGCUCUGAGAGGUCCACGAGGGUGCCCCGUAUCUACCAUGCAGUUGGCGGCAGCGCGGAGCGCCCAUCCAACGUGGCCAUUAAUGCUGCCGUCCACCUCGAUGGCUUUGUGGUGAACUAUCACGACGACGAGUCGGCGUUCGAGUACGUGACCAAGCACUGCGGGCGAGAGGCCGGGCAGGCGUACCGCUGCCUGCUCGCCCCCGCGUUUCGCGCCGAUCUCUUCCGCUUCUGCGCCCUGUCCGCCGAAGGCGGCGUCUACCUGGACACCGAUCUCGUGCUGCUCAAGCCGAUUGCCAGCGUAGUCGACAUGUGUGACGCGGGCGCGACCAUCGGCCGUGACAUUUCGGGGGCCGACUUCGAACGGAAGCAGAUGAAGAUCCUCGCGAGCGUGCCGUCGCACCCGCUCCCCCGCUGCAUGCUCGACUCGAUCCUCCGCAACGUCCGACAGCGAUUCGUCCCUCCCAAGGGCAGGCCGCUCAUGCUCACCGGCCCCGAGCUGCUGGACUGGUGCUACAACCAGACGGCUGGCAACGACGUUGCGAUCACGUAUCGGGACUCGGUCCGCGCGACCUACCCGCACUCUGGAAUGGUCGGCGUCGGCGGGCUCGUUGCCUUCGAGCAGCCAAACGACAUGGACUACCCACAGAUACCGAAAACCCCGAUCACGGGAGCCACGCGAUGGACGCCCAAGACGUUUCGCCAGCCGAAAGAAAAGGAGCUGACGAGUCAGCGGUACGGCAGACUCACUGCGCUCGGCCGGAUCUACACAGACGAGUGCACUCUCUCCGUGCCACCAAGCGACGCGGCGGCGGCGACGCCCCCCCAAAUGGCCAAUUAA
Molecule: messenger RNA, 996 nt
Organism: Emiliania huxleyi CCMP1516
Lineage: Eukaryota; Haptophyta; Isochrysidales; Noelaerhabdaceae
Exons: 1
Coding region: 1-996 (331 amino acids)
Biological process (GO): mannosyl-inositol phosphorylceramide biosynthetic process
Molecular function (GO): mannosyltransferase activity
Source: RefSeq, a predicted model, not a curated record